Messenger RNA from Vigna angularis (adzuki bean), 2838 nucleotides. RefSeq lists its product as uncharacterized. The record is from RefSeq and is a predicted model, not a curated record. Gene Ontology annotation, molecular function: nucleic acid binding. The coding region runs from base 1 to 2838 and encodes 945 amino acids. Gene Ontology annotation, biological process: DNA integration. Lineage: Eukaryota; Viridiplantae; Streptophyta; Magnoliopsida; Fabales; Fabaceae. The transcript has 6 exons.
AUGGGGGGAAGUGGAGCAUUAAAUCAAGUGGCUGAUCACUUGAGCAGAAUAGCAGGAAAGGAGGAAGAAAUUCCACUGAAUGAAAAGUUUCCAGAUGAGUUUGUAUUUUCUGCUCGGACUCAACCUCCUUGGUAUGCUGAAUUGGUUAAUUAUUUAGCUGCUGCUGUUUUGCCUAUUCAUGCAUCUAGGCAUUAUAUAGAUAAAUUGAAAUCUGAUGCAAAGUAUUAUGUGUGGGAUGACCCUUAUUUGUGGAGGUUUUGUAGUGAUAAAAUCAUUAGGAAGUGUGUGCCUGAUAUUGAAAUAAAUGGAAGUUGUGAGGUUUCUCAAAAGGCUGGAGGGAAUAUAACUAGGAGAAAUGAGAUGCCUCUGCAGAAUAUAUUAUUUUGUGAAAUCUUUGAUGUAUGGGGCAUUGAUUUUAUGGGACCCCUGCCAAGCUCAUCUGGGUAUUCUUACAUUCUGUUGGCUGUAGAUUAUGUGUCUAGGUGGGUAGAGGCAAAAGCAACCAAGUCGAAUGAUGCUAGAAUAGUCUCAAAAUUCUUGAAAACUAACAUUUUCUGCAGGUUUGGGGUUCCAAAGGCAAUAAUUAGCGAUCAAGGCACACAUUUCUGCAAUCAGCUUAUAGCAACACUUCUGAGCAGAUAUGGAGUGAAACAUAAGGUGUCUACACCUUACCACCCACAAACAAAUGGGCAGGCAGAGGUUUUUAACAGAGAAGUGAAGAAGCUGCUCCAAAAACUGGUCCAGCCAAAUAGGAAGAAUUGGAGUGAGUUACUAGAUGAAGCAUUGUGGGCACAAAGGACAGCAUAUCGUACACCUCUUGGGAUGUCACCUUUCAGGAUAAUAUUUGGCAAAUCAUGCCAUUUACCAGUAGAGAUUGAACACAAGGCAUUCUGGGCUGUUAAAAGGUGCAACUUGGAGUAUAAUAAAGCUGGGAAGCAGAGGAAAUUGCAGUUACAAGAGCUGGAUGAAAUCAGGCUGGAGGCUUAUGAGAACUCAAGGCUUUAUAAAGAGAAAGUGAAGAGGUUUCAUGAUAUGAAUAUAUCAAGGAAAGAGUUCGGCGUGGAUGGAUACUCAGGAUACAAUCAAAUUGUGAUAGAUCCAAAAGACCAGGAGAAGACGACAUUCACUUGUCCUUUUGGUGUCUUUGCUUACAGAAAGAUGCCAUUUGGGUUAUGUAAUGCUCCAACCACAUUUCAACGGUGUAUGCAUGCAAUUUUUGCAGAUCUCAUAGAGAAGUGUAUUGAAGUAUUCAUGGAUGAUUUCUCAGUCUUUGGAGAUUCUUUCCAAAGGUGUUUGGCAAAUCUAGAUACUGUGCUCAAAAGAUGUGUUCAAACAAAUCUGGUGCUUGAUUGGGAGAAAUGUCAUUUCAUGGUAACAGAAGGAAUUAUGUUAGGGCACAAGAUUUCCGCUAAGGGGAUUGAAAUAGAUAAAGCUAAGGUAGAGGUAAUUGAGAAACUUCCUCCACCAACAAAUGUGAAGGGAAUUAGAAGCUUUCUAGGUCAUGCUGGAUUUUAUAGAAGAUUUAUCAAAGAUUUCUCAAAAAUUGCUAAACCAUUAAGUAAUCUUCUUGUCAAAGACGCACCUUUUGUAAUGAAUGAUGAAUGUUUGAAAGCUUUUGACACAUUGAAAAGCAAAUUGGUUUCGAUUGUAGCUCUAGAUUGGAAUCAGAAUUUUGAACUAAUUUGUGAUGCUAAUGAUUAUGCAACAGGAGCAGUACUUGGCCAGAGAAAAAGGAAGGUAUUUCACACUAUCUAUUAUGCAAAUGGAUAUUCUGGAUACAAUCAAAUUGUGGUAGAUCCAAAAGACCAAGAGAAGACGGCUUUUACUUGUCCUUUUGGUAUCUUUGCCUACAUAAAAAUGCCAUUUGGAUUAUGUAAUGCUCCAACUACAUUUCAGAGGUGUAUGCAGGCAAUUUUUGCAGAUCUUCUAGAAAAGUGCAUUGAAGUCUUCAUGGAUGAUUUUUCAGUCUUUAGGAAUUCCUUCCAAAGGUGUUUGGCUAAUUUGGGCAUUGUUCUUAAAAGAUGUGUUCAGACAAAUCUUGUUCUCAAUUGGGAGAAAUGUCAUUUCAUGGUAACAGAAGGUAUUGUGCUAGGACAUAAAAUUUAUGAUAAAGGGAUUGAGGUGGAUAGAGCCAAAGUAGAAGUCAUUGAGAAACUGCCUCCACCAACAAAUGUAAAGGGAAUCAGGAGUUUUCUAGGUCAUGCUGGAUUUUACAGAAGGUUCAUCAAAGAUUUUUCAAAAAUUGCUAAACCGUUAAGUAAUCUUCUUAUGAAGGAUGCUUCUUUUGUGAUGAAUGAAGAAUGUUUGAAAGCUUUUGACACAUUGAAGAAUAAAUUAGUGUUAGCUCCAGUAAUUAUAGCUCCAGAUUGGAAUAAAAAUUUUGAGCAAAUGUGUGAUGCUAGUGAUUAUGCAAUAGGAGUCGUUCUUGGCCAGCGAAAAGAGAAGAUAUUUCAUCCAAUUUAUUAUGCCAGCAAAGUUCUGAAUGAUGCUCAGUUGAAUUAUUCUACUAUAGAGAAAGAGUUCCUGGUUAUAGUAUAUGCGUUAGAGAAAUUUAGACCUUAUCUUAUUGGGUCUAAGGUGAUUAUUUAUAUAGAUCAUGCAGCUAUCAAAUAUUUGUUGACAAAGCCAGACUCUAAGCCACGUUUGAUUAGAUGGGUGUUACUUUUGCAAGAAUUUAAUGUGGAGAUCCGUGAUAAGAAAGGGAGUGAGAACUUGAUUGCUACCCAUUUGUCACGGCUAGUCAACAAGGAGAACAGCAAUGAAGACAUCCAUGGGAUUAUCACCUUUUCAAUUAGUUUAUGGAAAAGCAUGCCAUUUUCUAGUAGAGUUGGAGCAUAG